Molecule: messenger RNA, 468 nt
Organism: Strongylus vulgaris
Lineage: Eukaryota; Metazoa; Nematoda; Chromadorea; Rhabditida; Strongylidae
Source: the annotation of a GenBank genome assembly
AUGUCCGAUGCUAUGGCUUUGAAGACACAACUCCUCAAUAACUUUUCAAAAUUUCUUGCUUCACCGAAAUUGGUCCAUGCUGACGACAUACUCUGCGACGUAUUCAACCUCUCCGCACAUUGCCGCUACCUGCACAAAGACCCAAAAACGCUGUUCACACCUGAGGAAAGGCGACAGUUCCAUGAGAGUCUAACCACAGCGCUACCACAUCAGUUCAAUAAAAGCCUCAUUGAACACCUCUUUCUUUUGGGAGGUGAGAGUGCAGCCAGGUUCCGAAAAACCAGAUCUGGUCUGCAGUUUCUCAAAGACGACUUUAUAGCUGGAGAUAAAGAGUUGGAGGAAAAGUUUGAUCAGUUAAUGGAUGGUGGAGGAAUGACGAAUAUUGAACUGAAGUUGGAAAACUGGACUGAUGAUCCAGGCGAAUAUUACACAGGAACGAUUGGGUUGGACACAAUAGAUCUUAGAGGA